Molecule: messenger RNA, 471 nt
Organism: Hibiscus syriacus
Lineage: Eukaryota; Viridiplantae; Streptophyta; Magnoliopsida; Malvales; Malvaceae
Exons: 2
Coding region: 68-457 (129 amino acids)
Source: RefSeq, a predicted model, not a curated record
CUGAUCGAAUCAGAAAUACGAAGUCAAGCAUCAGAAAAUCCAGUGGUUGAUACAGAAGUUUUAUUUGAUGGAAAUAACCAAUACCCUUGUGAAUGAUGAACCAUUUUUCUUGGAUGUUGAUGCGAAAGAUGUAAUUGAUAAAUCUUUCUUUGAUAGUUUGAGCUCACUUUUGGCAAGUUCUUCACCAUACAACUGUGAUCAAGAUCAGAUGACUGAGGCAAUGACAAUUGAAACUCAAUAUAAUCUUGCAAAAGUUUCUUGUUCAGGCCUUGGAGAAUCAGACGAAGUUGCAGGAGCUUGCCCUGUGGAUGGGCUUGUGUCUUGCACUUUAAACAGUGAGGACCCAGAAGUUCCAUGCAAUGAAGAUGAUGUCUUCCCCAAACAGCUAUGCCGAUUGACUGUGUCCUCAAUAGGACACAAAGAAUCUGGCAAUCUGUUAUCUGCACGUGUAAAAUAAUUUUCUCGGGGCCA